Ornithorhynchus anatinus (platypus) is the source of this 2520-nucleotide messenger RNA. RefSeq names its product minichromosome maintenance domain containing 2 (gene MCMDC2). The transcript has 15 exons. Lineage: Eukaryota; Metazoa; Chordata; Mammalia; Monotremata; Ornithorhynchidae. Gene Ontology annotation, molecular function: single-stranded DNA helicase activity; ATP binding; DNA binding. The record is from RefSeq and is a predicted model, not a curated record. Gene Ontology annotation, biological process: double-strand break repair via break-induced replication. The coding region runs from base 169 to 2214 and encodes 681 amino acids.
UGCCCGUGGUGCGCAGGCGCCGAGUGGUGGUUUGGUGGGGGCGGCAGUGCGGCCUUCACGUCGUACCUGUGAGGAGGCCUAUUCUUUUGAUCCUGUCCACCACCACCAUCACAACAGUGGUUAUAAUCUUAUGACUUGUAAAUAAAAAAGAAUCGUCAACUGUGAAUAAUGCUAAAUCCUCUAGAACUGAAGGAGGCGGCCCUUGUGUACCUUGACAGGAGCGGAGGUCUUCAAAAAUUCGUAGAUGAUUGCAAGCGAUACAAUGAAUCGAAACAAAGUUAUGCUGUGUAUCGGUUUAAUAUUUUAAUAAAUCCUUCUGAUGUUGUUGAAUUGGAUGCAGUUCUUGGAAAUCACAUUCUACACAAGCCUCUGAAAGCUGCCCAACUUUUUCAGUCAGUCUGUUUUGUUGCUGUUAAAACUCUCUCAUUAAUUGAACAGUUAAAGACAGAAACUCAGAUUAACGUUGUGCUGAAAAUAACACAUUUACCUUCUCUGCCAAGUUAUUGUUUCGAUCUUUGUGAGUUUCCAUUCGAUUACAUAUCUGAGAGAUUUUAUAAGGUGGAAGGAAUAGUAAUUGCAAUGACGACUAUAACUAAAUACACCCAAGGUGCAAGAUUCCUUUGUUCAGAUGAAACAUGCCCUUUUUCAGAAGGCUUUCAAUAUAUAAGAGUACAUGUUCCUGGUGCCACAGAAUCAGCAACAGUGAGAAAUGAUUUCUUUUGUAAACUGUGUGCUUCACCACUUCAAGAAGACAGAAAAUUUAGAGUACUUGGUGAUAAACAGAUAGUUGAAAUAAUUGCUGCAAAAGCCCUUUCUGCUCUUAAAGGAUAUUCUAAUCAACCAUCCAGGUUUCAGUCUCUCUCAGUUUUCCUAAGAGAUGAAUUAUCCAAUAAAAUGAAAAUAGGAAACAAGUACGGAAUUAUAGGAAUUCCAAUUUGUGUAAAAGCCUGUUCACAAGCAGCUAUUUGUAUAGAGGCCAACAGCAUACAUUUGUGUAGAACAAGAGAUCCUUCUGAUAUUGGUGAUAAGUUUAAGAAUCUACUGUCCAUGACUUCAAACUCAUGUUGGAAGUUUACAGCUAUACUUGCCAACUUCUUUGCAUCACAAAUUGUUCCACCAGGGGUUUACACUACACUCAAACUCUGUUUGUUGAUGAGUCUAGUACAGACCAGUGAUAAAGACAACGAAGCCCCCAAUUACCUGGAUAUUUUAAUUAUGACUAGUGACCAACUACUGGUAGACAGGCUUCUGAAUUUCGGUGUGUGUCUUGUGCCCCGUGGUAUACGUCACCCAGCUGGUAGUGAAAUUUUCCCCACUGUGUCCAAAGAUAAGUAUGGGACUGGGGCUGCCAACAUUCAAGCUUGCAGUGCUCUCCUUGCCAAAGGUGGAGUUUGCUUUAUAGGAGAUUUGUCUUCAUAUAAAAAAGAUAAACUGGAUCUGCUUCAGUCAGUUUUAGAGAGCAGAACCAUUACAAUGUACAUCCCUGGAAAGAAGUGUGGAGGAGUUGAUCAACAGAUUAACAUUCCAAUUCAGACUAGUUUCUGGUCAUUUAUUGAUUUGGACUCAUCUUCAAAGAGACAUGUGUAUAAGAAUAGCAAUCUCAUUGGGCAGAUGGAUUUCAGUAUGGUUCCGUCCAACCUUAUGGAUUCAUUCGGGCUGCUGAUUCACUGCAAUGAAUCAUCUCCUUCCCAUCCGGUUCUUCCUUCUGUGGAGCACUGUUUAAAGAAAGCCAUUGAUCUGGAAAGCAUUUCAUGGACAGACUCCCAACAAUUCACAGCCCAAGAUUUUGAAAAGCUAAUUGCUUUUGCAAGGAAUUUACAUGUUGAACUCAGUCUGGAAGCUAAAAACACAAUUAAUGGCUAUUACCUAGCAAGUCGCAGGACCAGAACAGAUUCUGUACAUGGAUCAAAACUAACAGCAUCAGCAUUAAAACAUCUGGUUGCUUUAUCUGAAGCUCAUGCUAAACUGAGUUUAAGGAAAUCGGUGCUUAAAGAAGAUGUUUUAAUUGCUAUCUUAUUAUUUGAAACAUCGCUUACAUUGAAAUAUGGAACUUCUGUGUUUUGUACAGCUCCAAAUGCAGCAUUUCCAUUUGAGUUGAAUAAUGCCAAGUGUUUACAGCAAAGGGAUGUUUACUUGCUGCAAUGCCAUCAGCAGCUCCAGCAGUUUAUUGCUACAUAUGGAUCAGGAGUCCUGGUUUCAUCUAAUGAAGAAUAAGCUAUUUUGAGGUGGUGAGGGAUUUUUUAAAGUUUAAUUUUUCCUCAGUUGGUAUGAGAAAAGUGAUUUUAUUCAAAGAAAUGAUUGAAAUUGUUUGCAAUUGUAAAUGAACACUUGACUAAGCCCACAUCACCCAUAUUUAGAUAUGCUUAUUCACAGACCAGCCAUGCCAGUAAUCCUGCUGUAGUACCCCACGGGAAACUGAUGGGUUCAGCAGAAUGUUACAUGAAAUAGGUCAUGUGAAUUCAGUGUUAAACUUCCAAAAACCCUGACAUUGUUCCUAAUAAAUUUUUUUAGUCCUAUCAA